GGAGUUGGUAGCCAAGCCGUCAACGCACGUGGUUGUUCUUUACUUAUCGUUGUGGUUCGUAAUAGGUACUCGUUAACUUAUAUGAAGUAAAAUAAUAAUAUUAUUUCGUUAGUUCAGUUUUAAAUUGUUAAUUCGUGUUUUGAUCAAUUAUAACCAAGUCACAAUGAAAGUAAAAUCCGCUUUGUUGAAACCGAAACCGCAAAGGAAAUCGUUAUCCGGCGCAAUUCAGAAGAAAAAAAUAUCCAAACCAACAGGCGGUGCUUUAAAAAACGUUGUAAAAAUUACCGAUACAUUUGAAGAGCUCAAAGCUGGUGAUGAAUUGACCGGUAUUUCUUGUGCUAAUAUUUCAAAACCGAUUAAGAAAUCUGUCAGUAAAGCAUUAAAACUAGAGAAAAAAGCAAAAAUUCAAGAGGUCACCAAAAAGUUUACCAGCAACGACAGUGAACCUAAAAAAGCCCUCAUUUCCUCUGAAAACAAAACAUCCGUUAAACAAGAAUCUAAAGUUCCUUCAAAAAAAAUUAAAGUGUUAAGUAAACCAAGGGAUACCAAAGAUUGUCAAUUGCCUAACAGGGAAUCAGAUAAUGAACCUAAACUUGAUAUUGCCAAGGUUGAAGAAGCAGUCAAAGGACUUUUUACAUUUGUUCAGAAUGGAGCUAAUCGUAAAAAAGAAUUGUGGGACGAGGCUACACCAAUACAUUUGACUAUAACUGCUGUAAAAAUGGGUGUUGGCCCUAAAAGAGUUGUUAGAAUAGCACUACCUAAUUCAUUGAUCACUGAAACGACAGAUAUAUGUCUUAUUGUCCCUGAUCUCAUUCGUGGGCGAAAUGUUGAUCAUGAGAAAACAUACCACCAUUACAAAGAUCUGUUGGCUAAAAAUGGCAUUACCAACAUAAAAACUAUUUUGCCAUCAAGACAGAUUCGUGUUGAAUAUAAUGAGUAUGAGGCUAGAAGAAAUUUAUGUCAUUCACACGAUGUUUUUCUUAUUGAUCAAAGAAUUAGCGGAUUUUUAGUCAAAAAACUAGGAAAAGAGUUUUAUACAAAAAGAAAGUUUCCGAUUACUGUUAAAUUGGCAAAAAAACAUUUAAAAGCCGAAAUAGAAAGCAAAUUACACAAAACUUCAUUUUUUUUGGAUUACAGAGGCACUACAAAAACUCUUCAAGUCGGACACAUGAAACAAACUCCAAAACAAGUUGCUGAAAAUAUCAUUGCGGUAUUUAAUAAUCUAGCGUAUAGUUACCCGGGAGGAUUGAAAAACAUACGCUGCUUGUUGCUUAAAACACCUUCGUCAGAAAGCCUUCCAAUUUAUUAUUCGAUGAUUUCUAGAAACGAUGUCAAAGGACCAUACAGUCAAUCUCAAGCGUAUUCUAAAGAUAAAGAAGUGGAAGGUGAAUUAUUUGGAAAACGAGUCAAAGUUAAGCCUAACGGUGAAGUGCUUAUUCUUUCGGGUUCCGAAGAGGAAAUAUCUGACUUUGGAGAUGAAGAAGAUGUAGUAAUUAAAAAAACUAAAAAGAAUAUUAGUAAAGAAUCAGAUAAUGAAGAAGAAUUAAAUUAUUCUUCCGAUGAAAACGAGAAAGAAGACGUAGAAGAUAACGACUCUGAUAAGGCUGUUGGUUCAGAUAAAGCAGCAAAUGAUUCCGAAGAAGAAGAAGAUGAUGGUGAUGAUGCUGAAGCCGAAUAUUUGAAUGAAUUUGAACAGUCAAAAAAAUUACUGUCCAAGAAAAAACGAAAACAAGAUGACAAGUCUGUUGAUGAAGUUAAAGAAGAAAAUGUUAAAGUCAAGAAAAAUAAGAAAACGCCUUCUAAAAUUUUAGCUAAAAAAGAAAAGACUUCAUCUAAAAAGAAGAAAUUAAAUUAAUUUAUUGUAUUUUAUCAAAAAAAACGUAUAUAUAUAUAUAUAUAUAUUGUUUAAUUUGUGAGUAUCAUUAAACAUUUUUUUAUUUUC
Messenger RNA from Adelges cooleyi (spruce gall adelgid), 1942 nucleotides. Its product is annotated as ribosomal L1 domain-containing protein 1-like. The transcript is spliced from 11 exons. The record is from RefSeq and is a predicted model, not a curated record. Lineage: Eukaryota; Metazoa; Arthropoda; Insecta; Hemiptera; Adelgidae. The coding region runs from base 164 to 1855 and encodes 563 amino acids.